Molecule: messenger RNA, 2310 nt
Organism: Brenthis ino (lesser marbled fritillary)
Lineage: Eukaryota; Metazoa; Arthropoda; Insecta; Lepidoptera; Nymphalidae
Source: the annotation of a GenBank genome assembly
AUGGAACCGAUGUUUUUUGGUGGCGUGGAAGGAGGUGGAACACAUUCAAACCUCGUAAUAUGCGACGAAGAAGGUCAAGUAGUUGGUAAGGCACGUGGCCCUGGAACGAACCACUGGGCGCUGGGUAUAGACGAGUGUGCUAAGCGAGUAAUAGACAUGCUCCAUCUCGCCAAGAAAGACGCUGGGAUACCUGUAGACCAGCCUUUAAAUUCCUUGGGUCUCACAUUGUCGGGGUGCGAGCAAGAAAGCAGUAAUGCGGACUUAGCUGCCAAAGUAAAGGAGAUUGAUGGGAAAUCGGCAAAUGAAGUAUACGUGGCCUCAGAUACUGUGGGAUCUUUGUUCACUGGUGCUCCUGGUGGUGGCAUGGUGCUUAUCGCUGGUACAGGAUCGAACGCCCUACUAAGGACACCUGAUGGUAAGCAAUAUGGCUGUGGAGGAUGGGGAUACCUUUUAGGGGAUGAAGGGGGUGCCUACUGGAUAGCUUUUAGAGCAGUCAAAACUAUAUUUGAUGAUGAAGAUGGUCUCCACACUUCUCCCCACCCCACGGACAAAGUGUGGGAAGUGAUAAGUGAACACUUCAAAGCGACCACCCGAGCUGAUCUCCUCCCACACGCGUAUAAACACUUCGACAAAUCACACUUUGCUGGUUUAACAGCGAAGCUUUCAAAACUAGCUCUCUCCGGAGAUACACUCUCACAGCAUCUGUUCGCUGAAGCGGGAGCGUCUCUCGCUGCGCAUAUAUCUGCGUUGUGCGAGAGGAGUGGUGUGGGCGGGAGCUUGCGGGUGGUGUGCGUGGGCUCGGUGUGGAACAGCUGGGAGGUCAUGAAGCCUGGCGUGCUCAGUCAGCUGGGUGCUAGACGGGUAAACGUUAAUCUAGAAUUAGUCCGACUAAGAGUUUCUAGUGCAAUGGGCGCAGCCUGGCUAGCCGCUGAGCACGUUAACUACAAUUUACCAAGAGAUGAUUCUGCAUUUUGCGAAGUCUUCUAUAGAUAUAAACCUGAUAUUAAUGGUAAGGUAAAUGGUACGCAUAAUGGUAAUAAUGGUAAAAUUGAAAACGGUGUUAUUGGUUGUGGCUGUAGUCAAUGUAUUUUGGUGGCUAGUAGUGUCAUAGGUUAUGUUACUUGUAAAGAAAGAGUAAAAGCAGCUUCUGUGACAAAUCUUACUGGUAGAAGGAGUCAAUAUAAUUUUAUAGCAGAUGUGGUAACUGUUUCCGCGCCAUCAGUUGUGUAUAUAGAAAUACAGGAUGGAAGAAGAUUGGAUUUAUAUACAGGCGAACCCAUUACUAUAUCUAAUGGAUCAGGGUUUAUAGUGAAGGAAGAUGGGUUGAUUUUAACGAACGCUCAUGUUGUAGUGAAUAAGCCAAAUGCCAUAGUAACUGUACGCCUUAUGGACGGCUCCACUCAUACAGGUCUUGUUGAAGAUGUAGAUAUGAGAUCAGAUUUGGCAACACUUAGAAUACCUGUGAAAAACCUACCAACAAUGAAAUUAGGGUCUUCAUCAGAUAUAAAGCCUGGCGAGUGGGUGGUAGCAAUGGGCAGUCCUUUGGCUUUAAGUAAUACUGUAACUGCAGGUGUUGUAAGUUCUGCCCAGAGAGCUAGUGAGGAAUUGGGUUUAAGAGGUAAAGACAUGGUGUACAUACAGACAGAUGCACCUAUCACAUUCGGUAACAGCGGUGGACCACUUGUCAACUUAGAUGGAGAAGCGAUAGGCAUCAACAGUAUGAAAGUCGCAUCGGGUAUAUCGUUUGCGAUACCAAUAGACUAUGUCAAGAAUUUUUUAGCAAAGAGCAAAACAAAGUCACCUCUAGUAUCGAAGAGGUAUUUGGGCAUAACCAUGUUGUCGUUGACCAGCAACAUACUAAUGGAACUAAGAAUGCGGAAUCCAGAUAUGCCGAAAGACAUAGAGCAUGGUAUAUUAGUAUGGAAAGUUAUAAUAGGAUCGCCAGCCUACAACGGUGGACUUCAACCAGGUAUUAUUGAAGAUGGCAAACCAAUUCUCCGAAGCGCCCUGGAGGGUAAAGAGAAAACAACAAAUGAUACAACACAGUACUACGAAGCAAAAGAACUACAAUGGGUAAAAGAACUUCGUACGCAAAUUGAACAGCACGUUAAAAAUUAUGGUUACGAAAAUGCUAAGCCAUUUAUAGAAGAUCUUGUUAAUGGAACAAGUGAAGUAAAAUAUAGCCCUAUAUUAAGGGCAAGGAAGGGAAUAAGAGGAAACGUCAUUGUUUCAUACGUCGAUGAUCAUAAAAAAUGGAAAAAAAAGAAAGGUUUACGGAUGGAGACUCCUGCUGAUAGGUUAUUAUUGUUU